Molecule: messenger RNA, 213 nt
Organism: Funneliformis mosseae
Lineage: Eukaryota; Fungi; Glomeromycota; Glomeromycetes; Glomerales; Glomeraceae
Source: the annotation of a GenBank genome assembly
AUGUGUGAAACAUUAUUGAUAAAAGACUUUGAAAGGUUACAAAAUUUACAUCCUGGAGGAGUUCCAACGCAUUCAAAACAAUUAAAUUUGCAAGAGCCACAACUAGCGGUGCAUACAUUGCUACAUUCGCCAGUGCACGAUUGGACCGAAGUGCAACGAGGUGUGUCAUCGCAUUCACUAGCAGUGCAUUGGCAAGCUCCACAAGUAAACUGA